Peronospora farinosa is the source of this 3252-nucleotide messenger RNA. NCBI's taxonomy places the organism in Eukaryota, Oomycota, Peronosporomycetes, Peronosporales, Peronosporaceae. The record is from the annotation of a GenBank genome assembly.
AUGGAGCACGAUAUUCAUGUUUUCUUUCUCUUUUAUUACGACGACAGCAUUAUUGCUAUGAGUUCACACGUCGUGACGGCGGGGGAUGUAAAGGAUACCGCUGACGGUGUCCGAAACUUGGUACAUGUGACCGACAACGUCAUGGACAUUAAUUACACCGACGCUACUGCGAUAGAUGAGGGGCUUUACAGUCGACAGCUUUAUGUGAUGGGCCGCGAGGCUCAGCUGCGUAUGGGAGCAUCCAACGUUCUUAUCAUUGGGCUCAAUGGCCUUGGCGUGGAGAUCGCCAAAAAUGUCAUUUUGGCAGGGGUCAAGAGCGUCACGCUACACGACGAUACGCCAGCCACGAUGCUCGACUUAGCCUCUCAGUUUUAUCUGUCCAAAGCUGAUGUCGGAAAACCACGUGCAGCCGUUUCGGUGAAGAAACUGGCGGAGCUGAACCCUUACGUGCCUGUCCGUUGCCAUAGUGGCGAGAUCACGGAGGAGGUUUUGCUUCAAUUUCGAGCGGUGGUUCUCGUCAACGCCUCGCUAAAAGAGGCCAACCGUAUUAACGCUGUUUGUCACGUCAACUCUAUUGCAUUCAUAACGACCGAGGCACGAGGCGUUUUUGGCUCUAUUUUCUGCGACUUUGGAGACGAGUUUAUGGUUUCCGAUCGUGAUGGUGUGGAACCUGUGAGCUGCCUAAUCUCUUCCAUUUCCAACUUUGCGCCGGCUUUGAUUACUGUAAAUGAUGACACACGCCACAACUUGGAAACCGGGGAUUUGGUCGUCUUCCGCGAAGUGGUAGGCUUUCCGUUUUUGAACAACACUAAACCGAGAAAGGUAACGGUGACUGGCCCAUUUACAUUCACCCUGGAUAUUAUUGAUGACGCCGACAGAAGGCGGUUUGAGUUGGGACAGCCGUCUACAGGUGGUUACGUUACGCAGGUGAAGCAGCCUCUGAUUGUCCGAUUUAAAAACCUAGAAAAUGCCCUUGCGGCACCCGGGGAGUUUUUGAUUAGCGAUUUUGCCAAGCUAGGUCGGUCUGAGCUGCUACAUGUGGCAUUUCAAGCAUUGGAUGCGUUUCGGGAGAAACAUCAAGGCAGCGAUCCAAGACCGGGGUGCUUGCAAGAUGCGGAGGACGUAAGCAACCUCGCUUGUGAGAUUAACAAGCAAUUUGCUUCAAAAAACCAGUUCAGCGUUAAGGAUAUUAAUGCUGCUGAUUCGAAAAAGAUUAUUCAUGCUCUCGCAUCUGGCGCUACAGGUGUGAUUUCACCAAUGGCAGCUUUCCUCGGAGGUGUUGUUGGCCAGGAAGUCCUUAAGGCAUGUAGCGGCAAAUUUACUCCAAUUCAGCAGUUUUUUUACUUUGACGCGGUAGAGUGCCUCCCUGACGCUGUAUUUGCGGGCGCUCCGGACGAGUUUGCUCCCGUUGGAUCCCGAUACGAUGGACAGAUUGUCGUGUUUGGUCGGAAGCUGCAAGAAAAGAUCCAGAGCCUAAACAUGUUCCUUGUUGGAGCUGGUGCGAUCGGGUGCGAAAUGCUUAAGAACUGGGCGAUGUUGGGGGUAGCGUCCAACAAGGAUGGCAUAAUAUAUAUCACGGACAUGGACACAAUCGAAAAGUCGAAUCUGAACCGCCAGUUCUUGUUUCGCUCAAAGGAUGUACAACAAGCAAAGUCUUCAGUUGCUGCUCAGGCGAUCAAGAUAAUGAAUCCGGACGUUAACGUGCAAGCCUACGUUUCUCGCGUCGGCGCAGAAUCUGAAGAUCAGUUCAAUGAUGACUUCUUCGAGACGCUCUCUGGUGUGUGUACUGCACUGGAUAACGUGGAGGCGCGCUUAUAUAUGGAUCAGCGCUGUUUGUUUUACGGUCUCCCAAUGUUCGAGUCUGGUACGUUGGGAACGAAGGGUAAUACUCAAAUUGUCGUUCCGCACAAAACCGAAAACUACGGCGCAUCUCGGGAUCCUCCUGAGAAGAGCAUUCCAAUUUGCACGCUUAAAAACUUCCCUAAUGCAAUUGAGCACACUCUUCAGUGGGCGCGUGAUUGGUUUGAGGGCGAGUUUUUCCAGGCGCCGUCGGACGCUAAUCGUUACUUAGAGGAGCCGGCAUUUAUGAAAGAGCUCAACGAGCAGCAAAAUACCAAGAUGGAAACACUUGAGCGAUUGAAAAGUACCCUUGUGGAUGAUCGCCCGAUGUCGUUUGAAGACUGUAUUUCAUGGGCUCGUACUAAGUUUGAAGUACUCUUCAGCAACCAGCUUAAGCAGCUUUUGUACAACUUCCCACUGGAUCAGUUGACAACGUCAAGGACUCCAUUCUGGUCUGGACUGAAGCGGCCGCCGACCCCAAUUUCGUUUGACCCGAAGGACCCGCUUCACAUGGACUUUAUCGUUUCGGUCGCCAACAAUCGCGCGAAGAUUUACGGCCUUAAAGGGCACGCAGACAGAGACGCUUUCGCGCAAGUUCUCGCUGGCAUUCACAUUCCGGAGUUCUCGCCGAAAAAGGGCGUGAAAAUUGCAGCUUCUGAUGCAGAACUUAAGGAAGGCAAUGCUUCUUCAGGGCUGGAUGACGCAGACGCUCAGUGUGACGUCAUUAUGCAGGAGUUGCCAAAACCGUCAACCCUUGCAGGAUACCGCAUACAACCCAUUGAGUUUGACAAGGACGAUGAUUCGCACAUGGAAGUUAUCGUAUCUGUUUCCAACCUGCGCGCUCGGUCGUAUAAAAUUCCGGAGGAAGACAUGCACAAGUCGCGUUUCAUUGCUGGCAAAAUCAUUCCGGCCAUUGCCACGACAACAGCACUUGUGACAGGACUCGUGUGCUUUGAGUUCUUGAAGGUCUUCCAGGACAAACCGUUGGAUCAUUACAAAAACGGCUUUGUCAAUCUUGCGCUGCCGCUGUUUACCUUUGCCGAGCCAAUCGAACCCAAGUCUACUAAGACACUGCUAAAAGGCAAGGAGUACAAGUGGACGGCGUGGGACCGUCUAGAGGUCGAUCAAGGCGACAUGACGCUGAAAGAAUUUUUGGUUUACUUUGAAAAGGAAUACGAUGCUGAGGUCACGAUGCUAUCGUAUGGCGUCACAAUCCUCUAUGCCAUGUACUCUCAAAAGUCGCGAUCGAAGGAGCGCAUGGCGAUGAAGAUUUCGGAUCUGGUUCGCACAGUGACCAAGAAGCCCAUUGAUUUGAAGCUGAAGUACCUUAUUCUCGAGGUAUGUGCUAUGGAUGCUGAUGGAGAGGACGUGGAGCUUCCCUACCUGCGCUAUCACUACAAGCAACAACAGUGA